AGGAACACAGGAAGGGCGGGGACCCGGAUGUGUGUGGUGGCGGCGGCCGAAGAGCUUGUGAGUGGAGCUGAGAGGCCUAUGGAUGAGGAGGACGCGGCGGCCCCGUUACCAUGGAAACUCUGGUGAAGUUGGCUGCUACGUGGCUUCCCGACCCUUGACCAAGGACAGCAAUUAUUUUGAGGUGUCUAUUGUGGAUAGUGGUGUCCGCGGUACCAUUGCUGUGGGGCUGGUCCCUCAGUACUACAGUUUGGAUCACCAGCCUGGCUGGUUGCCAGACUCUGUUGCCUACCAUGCUGAUGAUGGCAAGCUGUACAAUGGCCGAGCCAAGGGUCGGCAGUUCGGGUCAAAGUGCAACUCUGGCGACCGGAUUGGCUGUGGCAUUGAGCCUGUAUCCUUCGAUGUGCAGACUGCCCAGAUCUUCUUCACCAAAAAUGGGAAACGGGUGGGCUCCACUAUCAUGCCCAUGUCCCCAGAUGGGCUUUUCCCAGCGGUCGGCAUGCAUUCCCUGGGCGAGGAGGUGCGACUGCACCUCAAUGCUGAGUUGGGCCGCGAGGAUGAUAGCGUCAUGAUGGUGGACAGUUACGAGGACGAGUGGGGCCGGCUGCAUGAUGUCAGAGUCUGUGGGACUCUGCUGGAGUACUUGGGCAAGGGCAAGAGCAUCGUGGAUGUGGGGCUGGCCCAGGCCCGGCACCCGCUGAGCACCCGCAGCCACUACUUCGAGGUGGAGAUUGUGGACCCUGGAGAGAAGUGCUACAUUGCCUUGGGCCUGGCCCGAAAGGACUAUCCCAAGAACAGGCACCCUGGCUGGAGCAGAGGGUCUGUGGCUUAUCAUGCAGAUGACGGGAAGAUCUUUCACGGCAGUGGUGUAGGGGACCCCUUUGGGCCACGCUGUUACAAAGGGGACAUUAUGGGCUGCGGAAUCAUGUUCCCCCGGGACUAUAUUCUGGACAGUGAGGGGGACAGUGAUGACAGUUGUGACACAGUGAUCCUAUCCCCGACGGCCCGGGCUGUCCGGAACGUCCGGAACGUUAUGUACCUGCACCAGGAAGGGGAAGAGGAAGAGGAGGAAGAGGAAGAGGAAGAAGAUGGGGAAGAGAUAGAACAGGAGCAUGAGGGCAAGAAGGUGGUGGUUUUUUUUCACCCGGAACGGCAAGAUCAUUGGGAAGAAGGAUGCUGUUGUACCUUCUGGAGGCUUCUUCCCCACCAUUGGAAUGCUGAGCUGCGGGGAGAAAGUCAAAGUAGACCUGCAUCCCUUGAGUGGCUAGGAGCUUCCCCUCCACAGCUGCCCCUUCUCCCUCUGCAAGGCCAGGUGCCCAGUUCCUCACUUCCUCCAGGACUGCUUGCCCAGUGGGUCCUGGGGGUGUGUGGUCACUCUGCCCUUACCAGCCCAGGCCCUAUCAAGCUCUACCUUUCUGACCUGGUGCCACCUUUAUCAUCAGUUUUGGGCCUGAGUCCCUGGCUGGAUAGGAAUGGACCCAAAGAAUGGUGUUGAUAUAAGGGGGGUCUUCUUUGCUUUGGCCCAUGGGCACCUGGAUGCCCUUCACUGGCCCCAGGCAAGUGGAGAGGAGUGAGCCCCCUGCCCCCCAGCUGCUAUUUGGGCAUGAGCUUUGCAGAGGGUAGAGGAGAGUCAUCCAUGUCCCCUACUUACCACAGUAUUUCCCAUGAACUCUGUCCCGUCCUCAUUGUGUGAACCAGUUGCUGCUGUCCUCCCCCUGGCUGGGCUAGGGGGCCACCCUUGGGCCCUCUCUCUCUUUUACUGGCUGCUGCCCCAGUCCUUUAGGGUCUCUUCUCUCUCUUGAGAGCUGGCUUCCCCCUACCCGACCCAUUCAGGGGUCAUCAUCCCAGAGAGCCUGAGACUCUGGCUCCCCCACCUGGACACAUACUGGUGGCUGCCCGGGUUGUGUGCAGCAGGGAAGGCUGUGACUGUGAAGUGGCAUGGGCCCGGGGCCUUUGCUCCUCUCCCUGCCCAGCCAUGGCACUGUUAUCUCUUAACUCCCUAGAGUGAUCUGAGGCUCUGGGGCAUGUCUCCUGCUGUGGUGAGCCAGCCCGGAGGGGGCGUGGCCCCUCGCUCUUUUCCUGCCCCAUCUCUGCCUACCCCACGCUCCAGCUUGCUGCUUGUGCCAGUUGCCUGUUUGCUUCAGUGUUUGACGCUAGCACUUACGUAGACUCCCAUCUCCUUGUACCCCUUGACCCCUGAGCCCACCCCGUAACAGUGACUUCUGCUGGGUAAGCAGAAGCAGGAGCCAUUGGCUUCGGUUUGCACAGAGUGGGUAGAGCCACGGGGAAAGUGGGUGCACUGUGGUGCUCCUGGGGCCCCUGUGGCCAUCCCUUCAGGCCCUGCACUAUGAUGUAUGAAAUGUAUGUACAGAUGAGAGAUGUUUAUACAGCCAAUAAAGACAGAGUUUCCAUAUUUAUCA
Messenger RNA from Chinchilla lanigera (long-tailed chinchilla), 2417 nucleotides. RefSeq names its product SPRY domain containing 3 (gene Spryd3). The record is from RefSeq and is a predicted model, not a curated record. Gene Ontology annotation, molecular function: protein binding. Lineage: Eukaryota; Metazoa; Chordata; Mammalia; Rodentia; Chinchillidae. The transcript is spliced from 10 exons. The coding region runs from base 83 to 1492 and encodes 469 amino acids.